Bemisia tabaci is the source of this 4486-nucleotide messenger RNA. It is a transcript of the gene RhoGAP93B, whose product is annotated as MyTH4 and RhoGAP_KIAA1688 domain-containing protein RhoGAP93B. NCBI's taxonomy places the organism in Eukaryota, Metazoa, Arthropoda, Insecta, Hemiptera, Aleyrodidae. Gene Ontology annotation, cellular component: cytoplasm; cytoskeleton. Gene Ontology annotation, biological process: signal transduction. The record is from RefSeq and is a predicted model, not a curated record. Gene Ontology annotation, molecular function: GTPase activator activity; protein binding.
AUAGUUUACGCUUAAUUACAGCUCUCUUAUCGCGAAAAUCCUCGUUCUGAACCAACUUUCGCUCUCAGAAGAUGAGAGCGCGAUUUCAAAAUUUGUGUUUAUCCUCCGUGGCCACCCUGUUCGCGGAAGUUCGGAAAUCGCAUCGGUUUCCGGAAUCAGUCGGGAAUAGACAGGAAUAUUUUAUGGGAUGAAACGGGAUUUGAUAAUCUUUCGUGAUUUGUGCAAGAAUGGCGUUAUUUGUGCAGUGUAAAUACGUGCUAAUUUACAAGUGUAAUUAUCUCUUCGGCGGUUGAUCAUUCCAAUGCGAGAUCGAUGGCGUCCGAAAGAGUGGAAUGGGUUGAGAUUAUCGAACCCAAAACAAAUGAACGCAUGUAUGCAAAUUUAACCACAGGAGAGUGUGUCUGGGAUCCUCCUGUGGGUGUCAAAGUUAAGAAGACUGAUAACAACCAAUGGUGGGAGUUAUUUGACCAGAAAACUAGUAGGUUUUAUUACUACAAUGCAGCGUCCUUGAAAACUGUCUGGCAUUGUCCCCAGAAUUGUGAUAUUAUUCCUUUAGCCAAAUUACAGACUAUCAAACAAAAUACUGAGCCAUCAACCGAUGAAUUUGAAAAGAAUGCAAGUGAAAACAAAAAAUGCAAAGAAUCGGUCGCAACUCAAACGCCAGGAAGGUAUUCAGCGGCACAAUCAUCAACAGCAACUAACAUGCGAAUUCCUCUCACUCACAUUAGCCCUACAAAAACAUCCAAUAGCGAGAAGAAUGACAGUUGUGUCAUUGAUAGGAUAGCGUCCAUCCGGGAGGCAAAAAGCACAGAAACGCAAACAUCUCCAAUAUCACCUCGGCGGUCCCACCACCACCAUCACCACCAUCAUCAUCAUAGUCAUAACCAUAGGCAUGAUGAUCAUGGAAAAGCUUGGGGCACAGAUGUUGAGGACAGACCUAGGAGGGGUAGUCAUCACCGUGCUGCUUAUUCGCAGCAGGAUUCUGGUAGGUCCAGUGACUCAAGUUGCAUAUCCCUAAGUCGGACAUCUUUGGAUGCUAAAUCUGCUAUGUCAGCUAGCACAUCAACACCACUGUUGAAGAAAAAACUCCUAAGUGAUGCAACAAUCAAGGAAAACGUUGUCUCUCGCUCAAUACCACACCCCAUUCAACGUAGUAGUUCAUCAACAUCGCAACACCAGUUACCAUCGAUUAAGCAAAAAAGCUUUGACAUCGACAUUAGUGUUGGCGGAGGCUACAGUUUAGGUCAUGAAAACAGGAGUGGUAGCUGCAGUCGUGCGAAUCGACAGAUUCUCCUCCCAAGCUCUGCUUCAUCACACCACCUCUCGAGAAGUCACUCGUUUGCAAUGGCAGCCCAUCCGCUGUCGGGAGCGCAGUCGGUUGAUAACGACGAGCAGGACGAUUCUAUGCAUGAAAAGUACUUCCAGAAUGCUUCAAAACUGUCUGUAGAAUCUACGCCUCAGACGAGACGUAAACACCACCAAGUUGAAAGAAGCGGACCUACAGAGUAUGCCAACUUCAUCACCCCUCCUCCUCCCCUUCACAAAGCACCUUCAAGAUCAUCAAGGUCGUCUUCCAACUCCUCUACCCUAGCUCCUCUCAGCAACUCGUCUUGUUCAAGGCACCCAUCACUUCCCUCUAGUCAUCGGUCAAGGGAUGGAGGUUUGUCAAGCAACAACGAAGAAGAAAAUGACGAAGAUGAUGAAGAUGUGAGGCCAGAGGAUGACGAUGAUGAUGGAGAGGAAAAAGACAGCUCUUCGAGUAGUGUCAGCGAGUUGAGUAGUCCCACAACAGCAGCCAUUACCCCCAGAAAAUCAAAACUCCAAGCCUCUUUCAAUCACCAGUCAGGAUUACGGCCGCGGCCAAGUUCAAACCUCUCCGCAUCUUCAGACAGCAGCAAAGAUAAAAAACCAACGUACCCACUCUACUCAAAUGUGGACUAUUCAACGCAGAACAUGCUGCCACUUCACCAGUACAUCCUGGAGCAGGCGAAACUGUCAGGCUGCUACAAGAUGGGUGACUCUUUAGCGGAAGAAGGCGAUUCGGUGUACUCAGAGGAGGAUGAGCAUGACAAUGCUCGAGAUGAGUAUGAGUCGGACGAGUUUGCAGAUGAUGAAGGGAUGUCUAAUCAAGAGGAAGACCUAUCCAGCUCGCAGGAGUACCUUCACGAUGACUCAGCACACUUCCUGGAACAAGAGUUUAAAUUGGCGCGUCCUAAAAACUACUCUACAGAUGGACGAGUAAGCGACUACGUAGUAGACGAAUUAGAAUCUCGAAUGGCAGCCAGUGGUGGCAGCUAUUACAAUAUAGCUCAUGAACCCUCGCGCAGCAACAGUCAUUUAGGUGGUCAGUUACCAUUGCAAACGCAACACGCCUCCUUGAAAAGGAAGAAAGAAAUCUCCCAGAUGCCUCCGCCUCUCUACUCGCCCAUUCUUGAAAGAGCAGAGUCCUGUCGGCGAUCCCCUAGUCAAAGUCCCCUGUUCCGACAUAGCUCACUUCAAAGAACGGACAAGUCUGCCGCAGCGCAAUUUGAACAGUUGUCAAGAGUUGUUUUAAACCGAGAGAAGAAAUUACCGUCUGAAAGUGACAUAGAAAAAUAUGCCCAAGAUAAUUUGAAUAUCCACAAAAAAGGAAUCUUCCGCAAGAAAUUUUCCGUGCGUGAUAUGUUAUCUUGGUCGAAAGAUCCAAUAAGAAAGCCGAUGUUAGUGCUUUCAGAUAAAGCUCUGAAGAAGGAAGCCUGUGAGUUGUUCAAACUAGUUCAAAUUUACAUGAGCGACCGCAAAGCUAAACCAGAAAUGACAAUAAACAGUGUUGCGUAUGAUAUCUGCAACAUUGGAUACACGAAGGCUGCUCUCAGAGACGAACUUUACAUCCAGAUCUGUCGACAAACAACGGAAAAUCCCAGGAAAGAAAGUUUACGAAGAGGCUGGGAGCUGCUGGCAAUCUGUCUGGCUUUCUUCCCACCAUCACCGAAGUUUCAAGCAUAUCUUGAGGGCUACAUGAACAGGCAUCGAGAUCCAAGUUUAAACUUUCCAGAAGUUGGUAAAUGGCCUAUUCAUGUACAAGUUAGUCACUAUGCCACAGUGUCUUGUAAACGGUUAGAAAGAGGAGGUGUAAAUGGGAAAAGGAGGCCCCGGAAACCAUCCAUUGAAGAAAUCGAUCAAGCAAGAAUCCAAAUAUUCCGACCGAGCAUGUUUGGAAGCACGCUUCAGGAAAUCAUGGACAUGCAAAAGGAAAGGUUCCCUCACUACAAGUUACCGUGGAUACAGACAACGCUCUCUGAACAAGUACUGCGCCUUCAAGGCACACAAACAGAAGGCAUUUUUAGGGUAUCAGCGGACGUUGAUGAAGUUACAAGUUUGAAAACUCAACUCGACGCAUGGCAAGUUCCUGUAGAUUGUUUAACCGAUGCCCACACGCCGGCCUCUUUGUUGAAGCUCUGGUAUCGUGAGUUGUAUGAGCCACUAAUACCAGAUGCAAUGUACUCAGAGUGUGUUACCCACCAUGAUAACCCGAGCAAGGCCCUCGCUAUUGUAGACAAGCUUCCACUGAUCAAUAAGCGUGUUCUGAUGUAUCUGGUCCGCUUUCUCCAGAUGUUUACACGACCAGAAGUUGUUCAAGUGACAAAAAUGGAUGCAAGUAACCUUGCAAUGGUGAUAGCUCCGAAUUGUUUGAGGUGCACCUCUCAAGACCCUCGAACAAUUUUCGACAAUGCUCGCAAAGAAAUGGCCUUCAUGCGUGCACUCAUCCAGCAUCUAGAUACAAGCUCUGUGGAAGGAAUGUUUUAGUGCUCGGUGAAUGUUGCACUGAUCCUCCUGUGAUCCUGCUAGUAUGUUCAACAAACCCAUCUUGUGUAUGACGUUAUGUAAGUUGCACCUAUUUAUCUAGCAUUGUUUCCCCCUCCCUUCCUUGUAUAUACUGUACAGAGUUCUGUACAUUUGUUUGUACGUUUGGACGUACAUCUAUAAGUUCACAUUUUAAUUUAUGAUUUGUCUACUGAUGCUGUUCAGUUGUCUACCAAAAAGUACAGUUUUGGGAACUUUGGUGGUUUCUUAAUUAUUUGGAAUGCCUUUUUCGGAAAAACCAUGUUUUGUUGUUUCCGGCAUUGUAUUAGUUCACAUAUGGUCGCCUCAAUCCCAACCAUGAAUGGUUUUUUUGGUGUUUCGUAGGUAUCAAAUAAGACAGAUGAUUAUGCAAGAAAUGCUCUAAUUGUCUACAGUUAGGUUACCAAAUUUCAAUUACUUCAUUUUUCAGAAAGUGAAUUGAGUCAUAAUUGUAAGAAUUCAAUCAGAAUCAGUCCAACUACAUCAGAUAUUGCCCUAAUUACUCUCAUAUUUUAUUUUUUCACGGAAAUCAAAUGAUAUUCUGACUUCAAAUCGUCUGAGAAUAUUCUUCAUAACCUAAAAAUAAUUCACAUCAAGUUGUUUGGUAUUCUGUCAAAAAAAUAUAUACAGUGGGCGCCGCUUAUUAGAAACGUGGUUAAUAGAA